CUAAAAAUUCAUUCCGAAGUGAACAGGCAAACAGUGCGGAUGCAUCGCAGAAUGCAAUUCAAUUUUUUUUAAAUUACCAAGUCGAUUUUGAGUUCUAGUUCUAUAAACAUUAUUAGAAAAUAAAAAUAGCACAAUUUUUCAAAUCAACAUGACUAGCCAGCAUAAUUUGAAUCAUUAUUUCGAUUUCGUAAUGAAAUUGACGAUCGACUCCGCGAAGGUCAUUAGAGACGCCAUUCAAGGUGGAAAAACGAUUGAAACGAAGGCUGGAGAUUGGGAUCUUGUAACGCAAUAUGAUCGCAAGGUCGAGGAAAUUCUCAUAGACGGAUUAGCCAAGGAAUUUCCCACACAUAAAUUCAUUGGCGAGGAAACGGUUUCGUCGAGCAAACAUCUUCCGGAUUUGACGGAAGCUCCAACGUGGAUAAUUGAUCCUAUUGACGGGACAACAAAUUUUGUUCAUUCAUUUCCACACACAUGCAUUUCGAUCGCGUUAGCUAUCAACAAGGAGUUGGAAAUCGGUAUUGUUUACAACCCCGUUCUGGAACAAUUGUUCACGGCAAGACGCGGACGAGGUGCUUUUCUCAAUGGGAAGUCGAUAAGAAGUUCUUCGGUCGAAGAACUUGCCAGUUCCUUGAUAUGUAUCGAGGCUUCCUACGCCACAAUAGUUGAAAUUCGAGAUAUUAUACUUGGGAGAUUGGAAGCUUUCGUUUCGAUCGCUCACGGGAUUAGAACCCUUGGAUCAGCAGCCCUAACGUUGUGCCACGUUGCAAUGGGUGCGGCAGAAGCUUACCACACCGACAACCUCAUGCCCUGGGACGUAGCAGCAGGCACACUCAUCAUUCAGGAAGCUGGCGGAGUUGUCAUUGAUACCAAUGGUGGAAGAUUUGACCUAAUGAGUCCCAAAGUCCUGGCAGUCGGAAAUCACAAAUUGGCUCACGAAUUAGUCAAGCUAAUAAAGCACGCGGACAUCAAGACACACCAGAAGAGACUGCAAAGCAUUCAGGCUUCGUAGUUCGAUACUUCUAAUUUUCGAGCAGCAUCACGUAUCGUUAGUGUAGUGAUGACUACUGCGUUAGCGAGCCUUGAUCUCAGAUAUUCCCAACAACGCAUAAUUAGACCCCCGUAACUUCAUUAACGAUGAACUAUCGAACAAAUUUUUACCCACUUAUCAAAUUAUACGGUAUUAUCACGUCAGGGGACAUUUAUUAUUAUAUUCUUAAUUAUUGUUACUAUUACUCGUAAAUAUUUAUGAUUAUUGUAAAAUAUAAUUCAUUAAGAAAAUAUAAUACAAUCCUUCAAUAUGGGAGCUAAUGAUGUAUGAUAACUCAACAAAUCUAUGCAACCGUGAUAAUGAAAUGUUCGGCUUUGUGUGAACAGUGUCCUCGUUCAGUGUUCACUAUAACUAUUGAGAAAUAGUUAAUUACGAAGUGUUUUUACCAUGAUCAUAUUCACAAAAAAACAUUCCAAUCGAUAUCAUAUAUUGCUGCCUUUUUUCACAAAUAUAAGUAAAAAAAGUAUGCCUUCAGAUAAUGUAAUAUUGAAAUAAACAGAUUAGCACUACA
Messenger RNA from Athalia rosae (coleseed sawfly), 1559 nucleotides. RefSeq names its product inositol monophosphatase 1-like. The coding region runs from base 149 to 1009 and encodes 286 amino acids. The transcript is spliced from 5 exons. The record is from RefSeq and is a predicted model, not a curated record. Gene Ontology annotation, molecular function: inositol monophosphate 1-phosphatase activity. Lineage: Eukaryota; Metazoa; Arthropoda; Insecta; Hymenoptera; Athaliidae. Gene Ontology annotation, biological process: inositol metabolic process; phosphatidylinositol phosphate biosynthetic process; signal transduction.